Molecule: messenger RNA, 682 nt
Organism: Geodia barretti
Lineage: Eukaryota; Metazoa; Porifera; Demospongiae; Tetractinellida; Geodiidae
Source: the annotation of a GenBank genome assembly
GAUGGUAGUCAAGUUUGACUGGCCCCGAACUGCAACACUGGAGGACGUGGAGAAGUUCAGGAGACGAUAUGCCAGCAACUACGACCUUCAGACAUGUGCCAUGAUGUUAAACAGCAUUGGGACUGGAUCUUUCACCGUCACUUGGUUCGUACCUGUCUCAGUGGUGGAGAUGUUGAGGAAGAAGAGAGCAUUGGCUGUCUUCAAGGAGUUCAGUGUCACUAGACUAGACAUCCACACCUCAACACAGACUUGUGUCUACCAAAUCCCUCCUCAGAGACCAGUGGCUCCAUCCUCAACCAGUGACAGCUCGGCAAUUGCUAAGUCUAAUGCUGCCAACAAAAGCAAGGAGCCAGGCCAAGUGUCGUCAGUGGAUGAGGACUAUCCAUUUGUUGAGGAGCCAUCAGAUGACUUCUUCUGUCCAGUGACAACUGGUGUUCUGCUCCAUCCUCACCUCACAUCAUGCUGUGGUAAUCAUCUCUCAGAGGAAGCUGCUAGCAGAAUACAGAGAGAUGGAGGGGCAUGUCCACUGUGCAAGAAGAAGGAUUGGAGCACAGUGUUAAAUAAACAUUUACCAGCGUCAAGUGAACUCGCUGCGUGUGUUCUGUCGCCACGAGGACAGGGGGUGUGGCUGGCAGGGAGAGCUGGCUGCCUUUCACAAUCACGUGGAGUCUUGUCCCAAUGA